ACGUAGAUAUGGUAGCCACAUAUUUAAAAAAUGUUAACUGGAACUUGGAAAUGUUCUUCCAUUAGAUUUAAUUGGUUCGAACUUUCACAGGCGGCUUGCACUUAACCUCCAGUGCACAGCCAUCCUUCUUCGAGCGCCCUCUCCCCACCGUUUCUGUCAGUAUAUCGUCGCUACUUUGGUCCCAGCAUUUAGCAACUGAAAUCUGAUGGUCAGAACAGUGGAGAAUUAUAUAUUAAAGCACUGGUAUCGUGACCAUGAUUACUGAGAAAUGUCCUGGACUUUUUGUUUGUUAAAGUGUUACAAACAUUUAGACCUGCACCUUAUAGCGUAAGUAAUGAAGAGACACAAAAUUUUUGCGAUAUUUCGCCCAAAUAUAAAAAAAAGUUGGACUUGUUUAUUUUGUAUAUGUCGCUUACACAGGGACUAAAUCAUUGGAACGCACCGCACUCCGUAAAAUAUGCACUGAGCAACAAGUGUACUCGUUUACAAAUCCACUUCCUAGCGUACAAUGCGAUCCAUUCUUUCUUUAGGGACAUAUAUGUUGAAGAACAGUUAAUGGAGGCUUUGAGUCCAGUUAUCAUCGGCGAAAUUACUUUCUUUUAAUCUUUAUGUUAAAAAAUUGAGAACACCCCUGUAUGCUUUGUUUCCUCUUCUUAAAGAAUAUCAAUUAAGUUAUGACGAGAGCUAUUUCAUAACGUCAUUGACAUUCGGGAACAGUUUGUCAAAUGUUUCAAGUACCAAGCAUUCCCAUUCCGAAAUUUCUGGUUGCCAUUUUACCAGGCAAAGUUCUUUCUUCUUUCAAGCCUGAGAUCCGCAAGCAGUGAAACUGGACCGAUGGUCUUUCACAACUCAAAUUCGAAGCACACGAGAGAUUAAACGAAAGUAACAGAAUUACCCUGGUUUUUACAACCUCGAGUGAUCAUCUGCAGGAAAUCCUGAGAGCAGAAAGCGUUUCAACGAGUUAGCGAAUUGUGUGUUUGGCGAGUUUGCUGUCGGGAAACCCGGGGGGAGGGGGUAAUGAUCAGAGGAAAUUUUGCUCCCAACUUUGGAUGAACCUCGGGUGUUUGCUAUUAAGUUCAAAUUGCUUAAGGACUAAAACUGACAUGUUCGAAUCAAGAAAACCUGUCUGUGACGUGCGCUGCUCUUUCAAGACCAAAACACGGUGAACCUGAACAGCAAAGUUUUGCUUGUCGUGUUUAUUUUUGCACAGAUCUUCGUUUAUACGUUGCAAAGUUUGCAGGCAGCUCUCAGUCUGGCUUUCAUAGCAACAGGGGUCCGGAGAGAGGGAUAGCUUAACACAAUAAAACAUUAUCACUGGCUCGUGCCGCCUGAAGUCCUGACCAGAAAUGUCCCCUUCACUGGCAACAAAGUGUUAAUUAAUUGAGGGGGGAGUAAGAGACCCCAUGGAUCGCAAAGAGGUGACCGUGCUGGCGGCUUGAGUCUUACCCUCUUUAAUGCUUCCCUACCUCUCAAUACUCUGUUCUGAUGCAAAACAUUGUUUAAAAUUCAAAUCCGCAGACGAGCCAAAUCAUAAAGCAGGAUGGCAGUUAUGGGAAAUAAUGUAGCUCGUGUAUAUUUGACCUUUUUACAUUGCACUGGCUGCAAACGUGGCGAGUCAAAUGUUGAAAUGGCUAACGGUAUCUCCCAACCGUAGCUCGUAGCAAAAGAGGAGGAUAACACAAGUGAAUUGACAUACCGGUUACAAAACUGUUUCUCAUUUUUAACGAUGUGAUAAUGGCCAGAGUGUGAAUUGAUGCAAUUUAGUGCGAGAGGAGGCGAUUUCCAACGAGACGAGGCUCCUUGUCAUUUGCAAGUGUGAGUCCCAAGGGGAUGGAUGGUGGCUUUACAAAUCUCGAUUGUAAUUGUAUGUGCUGGUUGUCCUGAUCGCAAAUACAUGCACCGGGGUGGUACGGCCGGCCGUUUGUAUUUCAACCGACUGAGAAGAAAACGGUAUGACGUUGGGUGAGCUGCUGUUUAAAAUCGCAGCUGCGUGCGCCUAAGAUCUCCGUGCUUUACAUAUUCAAAAAGCAGCGAAUGUCUCUUGUGACAUGUUGAUGUGCAAUUAAAACAUCGGCCACUUUGCAAUUACUAAAAUGAAAACAGUGAAACGGGUUCCCCGUACGAUGCUCACACUACAGGGAUGGCUGGAACCCUCAGUUACCACCCCUACGGGAACGCGGCUUAUCCUUAUCAACUCAACGACCCGGCUUAUAGAAAGAACGCCACCCGAGACGCCACGGCCACUCUCAAAGCCUGGCUACAAGAGCACAGGAAGAACCCGUACCCGACCAAAGGGGAGAAGAUCAUGCUGGCCAUCAUCACCAAGAUGACCCUGACCCAGGUCUCCACCUGGUUCGCCAACGCCAGGAGGAGACUCAAGAAAGAGAACAAAAUGACCUGGGCUCCGAGGAACAAGAGCGAGGACGAAGAGGAGGAGGAAUCGGGAGACAGCGAAAGAAACAAGGAAGGGAGCUUGAAGAAAAACCACGACCAAAACGAAACAUCAGCUGAGGAUGAAGGCAUUAGUUUGCACGUUGACACGCUAACCGAGAGCUCCUGCUCCCCAGAAUGCGAAGGAGACAAAGUGAGCAGGGUGGAGGGCAGCAUUUGUGAAUCUGGGUCCGAAUCGAAGGAAAAAUGUGAUGACAAUUGUAUCGAUGAUGACGACGCCGGUGGUGGUGAUGAUGAUGAUGAUGAUGAUGGCAGCGAUGAGGAGCGGGAGCUUUCUCACAAAACUAUGAAUUCCUCGCCUCUCACUCGGGUGGACGCGGCGCUGCUUCACGUUCAAGAAGACGAGAGCUCGGGGAGUAGAAGCAAACACAGCCUGAACAGUAUCAUCACCUCCGUUUCACAGACUCCAGCCAGCAAACCCAAACUUUGGUCUUUAGCGGAAAUCGCCACCUCGGAUAUUAAGCAGCAAUUCGGACAGAUUUGUUCUCCGUCGCCGAACUCCUCUUCGUCGACCUCUGGCUCUACCUACCCGGCCACCUCAAUCCUGGGUAGGCCCAUUUACUACACUUCACCCUUUUAUACUAACUAUACGAACUACGCCAACUUUAACCAUCUGCAAAGCCAAGGCAUCUUGCGAUACAGCACCAACGAGACUGUCUUAAACACUGCCUCCUUGCACAAACAAAGCACUGACUCUCUGAAAAAUGCCAGUCCCCAGCUCGAGCAACACUUCAGGGCCACAAAUUACGACUCCAAAAAAGACCCCAGUGAUGUCUGCACAGUAGGAGUGCAACCAUAUCUAUAGAUGUGUUAUCAGCAGUGCAAGUAAGUGAUCAUAUGAAAAGACGCAUCUAAGAUACAAACUUUGGAGUUUAAGCAGUGAAAUCAAUGUGCUGCAAAACGAGGAAGGGGGGAUACAAAUUAAAUAUUGGUCUGACUGAAAAUUGUGUAAACUUAUUUCGUGACAUUAUUUAUUGGCAACAGACAUGUAGGGUUUAUAAUAACAAAGGCCCACCCCGUCACAAAUUCUGCAAUAUUUUAACCUGUGCUCAGUACGUCUCUGAAAUUGUGACAGCUCUAUGCUUACCAGUUGGUUGACUGGGAUUCUGUUUUAUUUCCUUGGUCUGCAGGUAGGUGUCACAAUUGCUUUGAAAAUGUCAGCGAGCCAUCCCCCAGCUAUUAAGCAAAAAAAAUGUAUAUAGUACUGGAUCACAUCUUGUGCCACUGUAUAGAGAAAACCCCACAAAGCACUAUUUUAAUUCACAGAUGAUGUUACUAAGAAAGCAAAUCCCUGCAACAUAUCUCUGCAUUUGUUGGUUAAUUAUUAUUCUGUAUAUGUGAUUUUUGGAAAAUGUCUUCUCAGGUUUUCUUCACUUGAUCCGUUUAUUUGCCACGUUCUAGGUGUAAUGCGGCUUUAUUGUAAAACUAUUUGUAGAUAUACAGUAGAACAAUGUGAUUGAAGAACUUGAGUAUCUGAAAAGUGGAAAACAUUUGAUAUUUAUUUUUGUAACGAUGACACAAAGCUUCUAGUAAUUUAUGCAAGUUGUAUUGCAAUGGAAUCUGAACAUUUUGUAAAUAAAUCUGCUUGUUUUUUUGGAAACGUGAUAACAGUUACAAUCUGGUUGUUAUAGGGACUCUUUGCUAAUUUAUAUCUUUAAAUGUAAAUAAAAUUGAGUAGUCUGCAACUGCAAUUUCUUUGAAAUGUUUGAAUUAUUUGGCAUUUUCUCUUCAGAGGUAUAUUUGAAUUUGAAAUAUUUGAUUUAGUUUGGUUUUGGAAACUGAAUUAAAGUCUCUUUAAACAUG
Molecule: messenger RNA, 4254 nt
Organism: Chiloscyllium plagiosum (whitespotted bambooshark)
Lineage: Eukaryota; Metazoa; Chordata; Chondrichthyes; Orectolobiformes; Hemiscylliidae
Source: RefSeq, a predicted model, not a curated record